This is a messenger RNA of Papaver somniferum (opium poppy), 1290 nucleotides long. RefSeq lists its product as uncharacterized. Lineage: Eukaryota; Viridiplantae; Streptophyta; Magnoliopsida; Ranunculales; Papaveraceae. Bases 1 to 1290 code for a protein of 429 amino acids. The record is from RefSeq and is a predicted model, not a curated record. The transcript has a single exon.
AUGGGAGAUCCUGUUGAUCCAAAUCAUAUAGUUGCGCCUUCUAAGUUGUUAACAUAUGUGUAUAGACUCAAGGGUAGGAAAGAGCUUCCUAAAACCUCCGUGGAUCUUUCUUCUCUGCCGAAUCCUACUUUGAAAGAUGGAAAACCUUCUAUUGAGAUUCCUAAUGAGUUAUAUCUGGAAGGAUGUGCGUUAUGGAAGUUUAGUCUUAUUGGAAGGUUAGACUUCAAAGAACUUAACUUUUCUGACGUUAAAAAAAACCUAGAACUUCAAUGGCAGCUGGGUGAAGGCCGGGUUCCCUUUGUUUCGUUGAAUAGAGGUUUCUUCAUCAUCAAGUUAUUGUCGCAGGAGGAUAAAGUGAAGAUUUUACAGGAUGAACAAUGGGUUGUUGCUCAACAGAAACUAAAUCUCAUGGAAUGGUUUCCUAGUUUUGAUGCUGACAAACAAAGAUCUUCACGUUCCACAGUUUGGGUCAAGUUUCCUGGGCUUCCAAUGGAAUUCUGGAUUGAAAAAACUUUACUUGCAAUGGGGAAAACUCUAGGAUCUCUUAUUGUGGUUGAUAAAAGAACGUUGGCACAUGAGUAUGGACACUUUGCUUCGGUCCUCAUUGAUAUUGAUUUUGCUGAGCUCAAAUCUGUUGAUAUUAAUGUCACUGUGGGAGAACGUGAGUUUUGUCAACCUUUUGAAAUCCUUAAAAGACCUAAAUUCUGUUCUAAGUGCAGCAUUAUUGGGCAUUCAGAUGGUGAAUGUAGGAAGAAAACAAGAGGUGAAGCUGUCAAAGAUCCGCAAGUUGCUGCUGACUCGCAACAGGCUAUUGUGUUAGUUAACAAGCAACAACAUCAUCAGAACAAUGCUGGUACGGAAUGGAAAGAACCUAGGAGAAAGAAAAAGGGAAAGACUGCUCCGUCUGUUCCUUUGUGCCCUGAAAAGAUUUCUCACGUUGGUGAAGGUACUUCAAAUAAUGUGGCUGAUAAUGUUUUGUGCAUCAGUGACACUGUUGAGUUGGAACAACAGUUGCAGGAUAGUUUAGGUCAAUCUGAAGUUGUUUUGCGUAUGGCAUCUACUGAGGUUGAAAAACACAAGCAAGCCAUUCUUACGCAUUCAAUAUUAGCUAGUAAAGCUAGGUCGUUGAGUACCUCAAGCUUGAAUGCUAAGGCAGGUGGAAUGUUGAAUUGGCAAGAACUAAACUUCCUCCUCCUUCUAGGAUUGAUAUUACAUCCUCGUCCACACCUUUGUGUAAUGCGCUUGAAGAAACUUCAGAAUUUGUCUCUAACAACAAGUUUAACAUCCUAA